Cladophialophora psammophila CBS 110553 is the source of this 807-nucleotide messenger RNA. RefSeq lists its product as uncharacterized. NCBI's taxonomy places the organism in Eukaryota, Fungi, Ascomycota, Eurotiomycetes, Chaetothyriales, Herpotrichiellaceae. The transcript is spliced from 3 exons. Bases 1 to 807 code for a protein of 268 amino acids. Gene Ontology annotation, molecular function: protein binding. The record is from RefSeq and is a predicted model, not a curated record.
AUGUUCGGCGGCAAGAGAGCUCAACCAUCCAACAGCUUCUCCUCUCGAUAUGGGACAAGCAAAGCUACAAAGCCCCAAUCUUCCUUUCGAGAGCAAUCCGUCGUCCGGGGCCUUCAGCGCUCCGAGUCAAUGAGGUCGCAUAGAAGGGAACACAGCACUCAUACAAGCCCACCAGUUGGCAGUACCCUCACCUCCGCCAUCGUCACCAUCUGUGUCGGUCCCGAGCAGAGACUCUUUGCCGGUCACGAAGAAGUUCUCUCACGCUCCCCCUUCUUCGAGGCUGCCUGCAAGGGCCAGUUCUUUGAAUCCAACGCCCGAAGGAUCAAUCUGCCUGACGAACAGCCAGAGAUCCUGUCUGCUGUUCUCGAAUACCUUUACAGGGGAGACUACUAUCCUAAGCUGUUGCAUAACAAGAAAAAGGACACUUGGGAACUGGAAGACGAAGCCAAUGGCUCCAAUGUCACAAUAUACCAUCAUGCAGCCAAACAGACACUUAUGAGGGAUACGGUCAUCUACUGUUCGGCCGAACUCUACGGGCUUGAAGAGCUCAAACGCCUUGCUCUUCGCAAACAAGGUCUGCGACAAGGAAUGCAGAUCUCAACCAUCCUUGCCUCGGCACGCUAUGCCUACAGCCACACUCCUGACUCUGACUCGAAGCUUCGAGCCCAAUACCUCACCUUGAUCAUCCGCAGCCGCAACAACUUCAAGAAGAGCGGCACCAUGAAGGUCGAAAUGGAGCAAGGUGGUACCUUGUUCUUCGAUCUUUUCGUCGCUAUGUGUAAUCAUAUGGUAUGUCGCACGUGGUGA